This is a messenger RNA of Daldinia vernicosa, 2427 nucleotides long. RefSeq names its product putative amino acid permease. Gene Ontology annotation, molecular function: amino acid transmembrane transporter activity. The transcript has 3 exons. The coding region runs from base 424 to 2178 and encodes 584 amino acids. Gene Ontology annotation, biological process: amino acid transmembrane transport. The record is from RefSeq and is a predicted model, not a curated record. NCBI's taxonomy places the organism in Eukaryota, Fungi, Ascomycota, Sordariomycetes, Xylariales, Hypoxylaceae. Gene Ontology annotation, cellular component: membrane.
AGAUAUACAGAGCUACUACAUACCUAGGUUAGUAGGUAUGUACUAGUUAUAAGAUAACCUAUUGGUGCUUUGUUCUAUUGUAAGGUUGCUACUACGUAGCAGUUGUUCCGCUCGCCAAUCCGGAAAGCGGAAAACGUCGGGGAUCGGCUGAGAGGUUGCAAGACGUCUCGUUACUUGCCCGUUGUUGGAUCUAAUCCGUAUACUUAUUUAAUAGCUGAGCAUUUCCCCGGUCUAACCUUCACCUCCCCUUUGACUCUUAUUUGUUCUGAUCCUUCAACAAAAAAAUACUUUGGGACUGAACACACAAGACUGUCUUUCACUCUCUUGUGUGUCGCUUAUCAGUCGACCUUUUCUUUUUUUUGUUCGAUUCCGUUCAUUAUCAGAAACAUAACUAUCGAAAGAAGAAAGGUUCAGUACAACACCAUGGAGAAGGAGGGCGUGGUACAGAGGUCGACUAGGUCGACGACCUCGUCACCUUCGGGCGACAAGGACAAGAUGUCGUAUAACGAUAUGGACCUCGAGGGAUCGCGCAUCCGCGGUAUCGAAACGUCGGCGGAGACGUCGCUUCAUCGCGGUCUUAAAGCUCGUCACAUUACUAUGAUUGCUAUCGGUGGUGCUAUUGGAACAGGUCUCAUCAUCGGAACCGGUAAAGCUCUCGCGCAAGCCGGUCCGGGCUCUAUCUUCAUCUCGUACACUCUCGUCGGUGGGAUCGUCUACCUGGUCAUGACCGCCCUUGGCGAGAUGGCUGCUUGGCUCCCCAUGUCUGCUGGUUUCACUGGUUACGCUUCUCGGUUCUGCGACCCUUCGCUUGGUUUUGCGCUCGGCUGGACCUACUGGAUAAAAUACAUCAUCGUCACGCCUAAUCAGCUCACAGCCGCGGCUCUGGUUAUACAGUUCUGGCUACCUCGAGAACAAGUCAACCCGGGUGUUUGGAUUGCUAUAUUCCUCGUCGCUAUUAUUUUUAUCAAUUAUUUCGGUAUCCAAUUCUUUGGUGAAUUCGAGUUCUGGCUGUCGAGUUUCAAGGUCAUCGUCAUCCUCGGCGUUAUCCUUCUAUCUCUCAUCAUUGCUUGCGGCGGCGCAGACGGUGACCCGAGGGGAUUCCGGUACUGGAGCGAUCCUGGUGCUUUCGUUCCUUACAUCGGGACAGGCUCCUGGGGUCAGUUCCUUGGAUUCUGGUCCACUAUGGUCACUGCUACUUUUGCUUAUCUGAGUACUGAGUUGGUCGGUGUGACUGUCGGCGAGGCCCAGAACCCGCGCAAGACUAUCCCUCGCGCCAUCAAACUCACUUUCUACCGAAUUGUCGUCUUCUACUGUGUCAGCAUUCUUCUGAUCGGCAUGUGCGUGCCCUACAAUGCUAAGGAACUUGUCUUCGCCGUCAACCCGGAUAAGGACCCCAACAAGAAGGCCGGUGCCAAUACCUCUAACGCCAGCGCCUCUCCGUUCGUCGUCGCCAUCAAACUCGCUCAUAUCCCGGCCCUCGACCACAUCCUCAACGCCUGCAUCCUCCUAUUCGUCUUCUCCGCCGCCAACUCCGAUCUGUACAUUGCCAGCCGAACCCUCUACGGUCUGUCCUCGGACGGCGCAGCCCCUUCCAUCUUCCGAAGAACCAACGCCAAGGGUGUACCUCUAUACACCCUCUUUACCUCGGCGGCGUUCGGCCUCCUCGCUUUCCUGAACGUUUCGGACGACUCCAAGCAGGUCUUCACCUACUUCGUCAACCUGACCACCAUCUUCGGCCUCCUGACGUGGAUCUCGAUUCUCGUCACGCACAUCUGGUUCGUACGGGCUCGCCGCGCGCAGAACCUGACCAACGCCAUGAUGCCGUACUCGGCGCCGCUGGGCGUGUGGGGCUCGUACGUGGCGCUGUUCAUGUGCAUCCUCAUCGCGCUUACCAAGAACUACGACGUGUUCACGGGCGACUGGAACACCAAGUACGCCACCUUUAUCACGGGCUACCUGGGCAUCCCCAUCUACCUCCUCCUCAUCUUCGGACACAAGCUCUGGACCAAGAGCAAGGGCGUCCGCCCUCACGAGUGCGACUUCUACACGGGCAAGGACAUCAUCGACCGCGAGGAAGAGGAGUUCCUCGCGGCCGAGGAGGCUAAGCGCGCGGCGGCGCCCGAGGGUAGGGAGGGCCUGGCGCGCUUCUACAGGCGCUUUGUUUCUUGGCUGUUCUAGAGGGACGGGGCGCUUUGUUGUUGUUGUUGUGGUUGGGGUUGGGGUUGGGUACUUGGGUGGGAGCAUGGGAGCGGGAGCGGGAGGGUCGUAUUGCUUGUCAUACCCUUUGAAAAGAUACCUAUUUCUGUCUGUAUAAUGUACAUAGCUAUGUUUGCGUUGUGUUGCGCUACGGUGCGCUCGAACGCUGUGGUAUAACGAAGGGAAUUUAAUUUGUUACCUAAGUGUAUAUCCCCGCGUCUUGAAUGUAUA